AACGUAUGAGCUCCGACAGCCCAUUGCCUAUUUAUCGAACACAAACAUAGACCCGGCAGCUCGCGCGCCUUCGCGGAGACCGACACCAGUCUAGUGGUACUCAACACCACAACUUCGAGUCGCCCCGAACCCAAGUCAAGAGGCGAACAAGACUUCACUCGCUGCCAAAAAAGACUGCUACGGCACAGCAGAACCCACCGACGCCGUCGGCGAACAAACAAUGCCCAAGUCCAACAAAACAAAGGACCACAAACGCCCGCGCGCGCGCCACCGCCGCGCGCCCAAGCGCGCCGCGGUCGUCGCGGACCCGCGGCCCCUGAACCGCCGCGUCUGGCCGUCGCUCGUCGCGCCGAUCCUCGACCACCUGCUCAUCGAGCACGUCAUGUACUACACCUGCGUGGCCAAGCUCUUCAACGACGCCGUGCCCUUCCUCUCGGUCGUCGAGCAGCGCAAGGUCGCGGAGCACGCGCCCGACCGCGACAAGGCCCGGCACGUGCUCUGGCAGCCCGCCGUCUGGCUGCGCCUGAGCCGCGCGCGGCAGGUGACGCUCGCGAUCGAGACGCCCGAGGCGCUCCUGCACCUCGCCGGCCUGGCGACGGCGUCGCGGCGGUCCUGGGAGGUCAUCGACCUCUUCUGCAGCUUCCAGAGCGACGUCGAGUCCGAGGGCGUCGUGGCGCAGGCCCUCGGCGGCCUGGCCGACGCGCUGCGCCACGGCGCGCUGCCGGAGCUCGAGUCGCUGACGGUGCACUGCCGCGGCGAGGCGAACGACUGGACGACGAAGCUGGGGCGGGGCGCGCCGCCGGACGUGAACGCGGCGCUGGCGAAGCUGUGCGUGGCGCUGCCGCCGUACCUCGCCGUGACGUGCGCCGUCGAGUGGACGCUCGCGCCGAGCGUCUGCGCCCGGGUCCUCGCCGACCGGCCCGAGGUCGACGUGAACCGGUCCAAGGCGUACCUGCCCUCGGCGCUGACGACGUGGGCCGACGCCGCCGACGACUCGGACGCUUCGAUGAAGAUCUUGAGGUUGCUCCUCGCGCGCGGCGCCGAUGUUCGCGGCGGCGACGCGGACCCGAGCAGUCCGCUGUCGAACGUGGUCCACAACGGCGCGGCGCGCGGCGUCGAGGCCCUGCUGGCGGCCGGCGCGGACCCCGACGCGGGCCGCGCCGUCGGGCCGCCGUUAUUAAUGGGUUGUGGAGUCUGGCACGACGGCGACGUUUUGUGCCCAUGUUGCUGGCUCGGGCGGAGCCCCGCGGGCGGCAGCGACCCGGAGCUGCCGCAGCGCCGGGUCGCCGUCGUCAAGGCACUGCUCGACGCAGGCGCCGACCCGCUCAGGGCGCACGCGUGCGCGCCCCGGUUGACGCCACAGAAGGCGAUCGUCGAACACCUGCGCACGCUGGAGCGGGACGGCGACGAGUCCGUCCCCGACGCGCCGGGCGGCUGCGCCAAGCACCACAUGAAAGCACAGAAACAUAUCUUCGCGAACGCGCUCCACGACAUGCUGGCCCACGUCACCGAGGCCACCGAGCGGCUUGCGCGCCAGCGCGGGGACGCGCCGCCGACUCCGAUCCUCGUGGUCGACGCCGAACGGCGGCGGGCGCUCGGGCUAGAGGAAUAAGGACCCUUUUCAAGUUGAUAGAAAA
Pelagomonas calceolata is the source of this 1637-nucleotide messenger RNA. The record is from the annotation of a GenBank genome assembly. Lineage: Eukaryota; Pelagophyceae; Pelagomonadales; Pelagomonadaceae.